AUGCGUGCGAGUGAUUUCUCGUCAUCUUUGGAGAGCGAAACCGACUCAUCGUUGGUGUUCGAUGCAGACGCUGCGGUGCUUCGCGAGUUGGUAAACGCUUAUUUUUUUUUCCCAAGAAAAUGUUUGACCACCAUAAAAACACAACAGGAAGACCUCGAGCGCGAUGUUUGCGACGACGGAGAAGGCGCGCUCUUUUCAUCUUUUGCGUACUCGGAGGACGAGAGCGAAGAAGACUUGAGAACGACGGUCGACGAAGAAUUGCGCCUGUUUCGUGAGAAAUGGUCGACGGUGUUUGCAGCCGAAGAAAAGGAAGAAGACAAAGACAAAGAAGAAGAAGAAAUGUUGGAGCGAGAUCAUCAUCUGGUAUGCGACGAGAGGACGAAGAGAUCUUUCAUAAAAAGAACGGAUGAAGAAGUCGGUGUGAAAAACGAAGAGUGCGGGACAGUUGAUGCAACGGUGGCAGACGAGGGAACGACGGGUAAAUGUGACGACCAACAAAGCCUCGCGAGCGACGAGCUUUCCGCGCUCGGCGCGAUUGUGCGUAAAGAGCGCGAGGAGAGAGUGAAGCGAGAAGUGAUGAGCGCGUUGAGAAAGAACGAGCGAGAGUUGGAAUAUGUACGAGCAAAAGCGAGAAAUGACGCGCAAAGGGUGAUUGCAAAGCAUGCACGAAUAUGGUUUUAUCGGCGAACGGACGCGUCGUUGACGAUGCAACGACACGCGAGGGGUUUCUUGGCGAGAGUGCGACUCAAGCACAAAACGACGAUGGUCGUCCGAAUACAACGUCGAUGGAAGUUCGUACUCUUCGUGCGGUUGCGAACGGACGCGUGCGUGAUCGUUCAAACUGCAUUUCGUGCGCACAUAAGCAGGAAAAAACUCGAGAAGGAGAAAAUGGAAAACGCGGCGGCGACUCGCAUCCAAACGCACGUCAAACGACUCAUCGCGAUGCGCCGUUACGCCAUUCUCAAGCGAAAGAUUCGCACAGUCCAAGCGUGCGCCGCGCGAUGGAUACGCAAGCGCAAAAGAGCGAGUCAAAUAAUCCAAAAAUCCUUCCGCUCGUACGUCGAGACAAAACGACUCGGAAAAUACGCGACUCGCGUUCAAGCGGCGUUCCGAGGCUAUCGCGUGCGACGCCGUUUCGCCGCCAUCCUCGAUUCGAACGCGUACGGAGCAGACGACGAUGUACUCCCGACGCUUUCCGAGUACGACUCUGACACAGAGAACAACGCUUUCGUCGACAAAAACGACGACAAAGAAAACGAGAUAGAAAUGAUAUCCGACGACGCCUUCUACUUCGCCCGCCUCUCCGCUCCACUUCCGCGAAACGCCGAUAACGCUCGCCACGACGAACUCCACGCCGAUAUCCUCGCUCUGCGAACGAAACGCAUUCGCGACCAAAACAUGCAAACAAAAAUGAACGAAGCAAAUUUGCGCUCAUUAUACGAGACCAGGUUCAAAAAGAACGCGCAAAAUCGGAAAGAGUUUCGAAGGGUUCGAGCGCUCAGAAUGACGUGA
Bathycoccus prasinos is the source of this 1512-nucleotide messenger RNA. RefSeq lists its product with no specific name. Gene Ontology annotation, biological process: spindle organization; establishment of meiotic spindle localization; mitotic cell cycle. The transcript has a single exon. The coding region runs from base 1 to 1512 and encodes 503 amino acids. Gene Ontology annotation, molecular function: protein binding. The record is from RefSeq and is a predicted model, not a curated record. Lineage: Eukaryota; Viridiplantae; Chlorophyta; Mamiellophyceae; Mamiellales; Bathycoccaceae. Gene Ontology annotation, cellular component: spindle pole.